UGCUCGAGCAUACAAUGAGCUCACUGGGAGAGAAUUCAAAGAUGCUUCUUUGAGAUGAUAAAGUUGUCAAGCUCACCGGGAGGAGGUAAAAGCGGAGAAGUCAAUUAGGCCUAGCUCAAAUUAUUCUGCCGCCCCGCAUAGCAACAUAGCAUGCUCGAGGCAUAGUAGUAAAGGUUUCAAUUCUCAGAAGUCUAACUGCUAAAUCUAUUCAUCAAUUUAUCAUGGGACUUUUCAGCCCUUCGCAAGCUUCUCUGCCCCCUCCAAAGAUUGGCGCAGAUGGUGCGCCCAUAGCCCCGGACCGAAGUCAAAGAUCACAAUGCUGGGAAGCAAGAGAUGCAUACUUCAAGUGUCUGGAUAAAAAUGAAAUCAUCGAUAGCCUCACGGAGAACACCAAAGCCGAAAAGUCGUGCGGAACAGAGGCGAGAGUAUUCGAACAAAACUGUGCUACUAGUUGGGUUCAAUACUUCAAGAAACGAAGAGUGAUGGAAUACCAGCGCGAACAAACAUUGCAAAAAUUGAAGGCUGAAGGGGCACAACAAAUGCCAGGAGUUAUAGGGGCGGGAGCACCUGGUCAGAAACCAUGAAGGAUUUUGGUGGAACGAAAUGUACAACAGUUUAUGGGAAGGAAUAAUCCGACGGUCUACGGCGUUGUGUAGGAAGCUUACACGAAGUUCCCCAUGACCAAACACAAUUACAGUCAUGAAAAAGGGACAUUCCUCAAGAGCCCAAAAUAUAUUUCUUCAAGUCUGGGUUGCAAUCAAUUGCUCACAUUCACAGACGGAAUCUCCAUCGUUGAAUGACAUAUUUAAGAAAAUGGAGUGCCCUUCUAGCACUGGAAGAUAUUUAUCCAAGGUUCAAGAAAAAGAGUCACUGUAAUUUAUAAAGCAUAAGUCAAACAUAGGUUCAAAAAAAGGUCGAGUCUCCUGGUCAUA
Botrytis porri is the source of this 932-nucleotide messenger RNA. RefSeq lists its product as uncharacterized. Gene Ontology annotation, biological process: mitochondrial respiratory chain complex IV assembly. The record is from RefSeq and is a predicted model, not a curated record. The transcript has 2 exons. The coding region runs from base 222 to 584 and encodes 120 amino acids. Lineage: Eukaryota; Fungi; Ascomycota; Leotiomycetes; Helotiales; Sclerotiniaceae. Gene Ontology annotation, cellular component: respiratory chain complex IV; mitochondrion; mitochondrial intermembrane space.